CUUGCAUGCACAUGUGUGGGUCUUGCCUCCCUGUGGCCGGGAUCCUCUGUAUACAGGAUCAGUGGUAAUUGUGAAUUCAGCGCUGCGAUGUACCGAGGUGAAUCAGAAAUACUAGUAUUCCAACGCUCGGUGCACGCGUACCCCAGAAUCUCAAGGUGGAACAGUGCAGCCAUGUCGCAGAAGAUCCACAUUUCCUGCUCGACUUUUCCCUCCCAAACUCCUUUAAAACCAAGCUGCACAACCUAAGCAAUGUCGCUCCAUAUUUUGAAGGUCCAUACCAAACCCUCCCCUUGUCCCUCCUCCGGUUCACCUCUAACAAUCCAACACCACGGCAAUGGUCACCAGGAGGCUGGCCUUGAGCUCCCUUUUCCAAACCAAGGCCAAGGACACCUCGCCGCCACCACCUACCAUGGCGCCUGCAUGGCCGUGGCCGUCAUGCAAGAACCCAAGAACGCAGUCCUCCCGGGCCGCGCAGCCGCCGGGCGCUAGGACCAUGGCUUCUAUCUUCCUCGACUCCGCAGAGUCCUCCUUCACGGCCUCCUCCGCGCGGAAGGACUGCUCCGACAGCCUCUCCACAUCGUCCGAGGCGUCGGCGCUCGCUGGCGACACGGCGGACGACGCCGUCGUGCGCGGUCUCCUCUCCGACCGGCUCCUCUUCGACCCGGGCGUGUCGGCCACGAGCUCCAUACUCGAGGAGAAGGCCGCGGCGGCUGGCGCUGCAGGCGAGGCUUUCGUCGGCGGCGUGGCUGUCGCGUUCGAGUCGGCGGACCCGUACGUGGACUUCCGGGCUUCCAUGGAGGAGAUGGUGUCCGCGCAGGGGGUCGGCGACUGGGGCUGGCUGGAGGAGAUGCUGGGGUGGUACCUGCGAGCCAACGACAAGGACACGCACUGCGCCAUCGUGGCGGCGUUCAUCGACGUCGUGGUCGCCAUAGCCGACCCAGCUCGCGCGUCGCGCUCUCCCCGGAGCUCUGCGUGCACGUUUCCAGCAGUAGAGUUGAGAAGAGCAAAGCUGGGGCACUCACCGCAUGAUAGCCUCUUGCCUUAGAUGAACUAACCUUCAUGGUUUGGCUUGUGUACGUUAAUCUCGUCGUGCUUAAUUAGUACUAUAGACUGCAUUAGAUGUCUAGAUGAUCAAUCUACGUUGAUUCAUCUGCUAUUCAGGUUAACAGUUUGCACGAGCUAACCGUGAAAAGUUUUGAGCGUCGGGGCUCAGAGCAUGUAUGCGUAAACUACCUUAAUUAGCAAUUUGCGCACUAUGCGAUGGAUGCAUGAUCAUACAUAAGUUCAUCACGAUCGAGUAAAAAAGUACUAGUAAAAAAAACUCAAAUCACGGAGAGAAGACAUAUCCUAGCUUCGUCUUAAACUAUGGAAUAUCCAACCCUGGC
Phragmites australis (common reed) is the source of this 1385-nucleotide messenger RNA. RefSeq names its product transcription repressor OFP13-like. NCBI's taxonomy places the organism in Eukaryota, Viridiplantae, Streptophyta, Magnoliopsida, Poales, Poaceae. The coding region runs from base 335 to 1045 and encodes 236 amino acids. The record is from RefSeq and is a predicted model, not a curated record. Gene Ontology annotation, biological process: negative regulation of DNA-templated transcription. The transcript has a single exon.